GAGUGUAGGCUAGGGGGGUUGGCGGUGCCGUGUCAUGGAGGCUCAGUCUCGCAGCAGCCAUUGAAGGGGAAGGAACUGCGGGCGCGCGCGUGUCUCUCUCUGUGUGUGAAAGUGUGUGCGUGCCCGAGUGUGCGCGCGCGGGUGUGUGGACUAGGAGGUGGGGGCAGCCGAGUUAGUCCCAAGUCGUCGGACUCCAUUUGCUAUUCUUUUCUUUCUCUCCCACACCCGGGUGGUAGUGGGCGUUCGUCUUUGCGUCUCUUUUCAUUCAUCUCUAGACCUUUAGAGGUUUUUUAGGGUUGGGGAUAGUGGGGAGGGCAGGCAAGGGGAAAGGAGGAGGACAUGGAGAUGAAGAAGAAGAUUAACAUGGAGUUGAAGAACAGAGCCCCGGAGGAGGUGACAGAGUUAGUGCUUGAUAAUUGCUUGUGUGUCAAUGGGGAAAUCGAAGGCCUGAAUGACACCUUUAAAGAACUGGAGUUUCUUAGCAUGGCCAACGUGGAAUUAAGUUCCUUGGCCCGGCUGCCCAGUUUAAAUAAACUUCGGAAGUUGGAACUUAGUGACAAUAUAAUUUCUGGAGGCUUGGAAGUCCUGGCAGAGAAAUGUCCAAAUCUUACCUACCUCAAUCUGAGUGGAAACAAAAUUAAAGAUCUCAGCACAGUAGAAGCGCUGCAAAAUCUUAAAAAUUUGAAAAGUCUUGACUUGUUUAACUGUGAGAUCACAAACCUGGAAGAUUACAGAGAAAGUAUUUUUGAACUGCUGCAACAGAUUACAUACCUGGAUGGAUUUGACCAGGAGGACAACGAGGCACCGGACUCUGAGGAGGGGGAGGACGAGGACGAGGAUGGAGAUGAAGAUGAGGAAGAUGAGGAAGAAGAUGAAGCUGGUCCACCUGAAGGAUAUGAGGAGGAGGAAGAUGAGGAUGAGGAUGAAGCCGGCUCAGAAGUGGGAGAGGGAGAAGAGGAGGUGGGCCUCUCAUACUUAAUGAAAGAAGAAAUUCAGGAUGAAGAAGACGAUGAUGAUUACAUUGACGAAGGGGAGGAAGAGGAAGAAGAGGAAGAAGAGGGUCUUCGGGGAGAGAAGAGAAAACGAGAUGCUGAGGAUGACGGGGAGGACGACGAUGACUAGACCCUCCUCCAGGAAGAAAGAGGCUGCCGACACUCCUGGGCUCGCAGGAGAACGGUCACAUUGUCUGUGUUUCUUUAUGUAUGAUAGCUGUCCCAGUAGGAGAUGAUGUGUAACUUUUUAUAGGAAAAGUGUGGUUUUACUAUUUUGGCCUUACCAUUCCGGUUAAGAUUUGCUAGUCUGUUAAUCAUAAUGUACUUAGAAACGAAUUCUCAUUCAUCUUCCCUUAGUGAAAUUCUCUAGCAUUGUAUUUAGGUUCUGGAUUUUUAUAAUUCAUGCUUAAUGUAUUAGACAUUUUUAGCCCAUAAUUAAAACAUGGUUGCUUUUACACAGGUGUAGUUUGGUGCAUUUCAUUCAUAAUGUUUUAAAGUUAUUUAUAAAUUAACAAAUUACACUCAGCUGUAAUAUGAAAUGGCAGUAGUCUUUUGAAUGAUAAAGCUGGUUUUUUGUUUUUAGAGGCGAUCCAGAUAUCAUUAGCUUGAAGGCAGUUUUUUGAGGUGGGGUGAGGGUAUCUUAGGGCUUUCCUGUCACAGUUUGGAAAGUAGAAGCAGAGUAAGAGGGGUCUCUUCAGUGGGCAGGUCAUGGACUCAGUUCUGCUCAGUGAUACAGUUCAAGGCUCUUAAGGAGCCUGCCAUUUCUAAGUCCAGACUUGCCGUGGAGCCCUCUCUGUGGGUGACCCUGAGCGGGCUGUCGGGUUCAGAUGAGUGUUCCCUCCCAGCUGCUCCACUUUUGUCACCUUCAUUGCUUUUUUCCUGUCCGCAUCCAAAAGAAAGCUGGCAAAGCUGUAGAUACCCCAGAGACUUCCCUAUACCUCAGCCAUCUGUCUCGGUUUCAAACAAGUGGAGUGAAGGAGACGGAAUAUUUGUUAAGCUACAGUGAUGAGGACUUGAUGUUUGGAGACAGGCUUUGUUGACAACAUGAGGCUGUGUUAGGAUACAGGAGCAGCAUCCCUUUCUCUGAGGUCAGACUGAUUGCCAACUGAUAACCAAUAGCAUGUUCAGGUCUGAUCUCUAAAGUUUUCCUAGGUGAUUCGGAUACCAAUGCUGUGAAGUAUUUAUUAUGUUUCUGAGUGCAACCUUUAAUUCUUCCUGUAGUUUGAAAGCAUGAUCAGAUGUAGCAUUUGAUUGGAAUAUAGUAGCAAUAGGAGACUGUUUGAAAAUCAAUCUUGAAGUUGAUAUUUAUUUCAAGUGGAUGUCUGAAAAAUAAAAAAACCAUUUGGGGUACGGGUAUGUGCUUUCUCCUGGCUACUAGACAAACAUGAGCAGACAGGCCUCUCCCUUAGUCCCAGAAGCUCUAAGUUCAAGGCACUUGCUUUUUAAAUCUUGAUUAUUAAUUUUUGUUUUCCUUUUGUUUUAUAUAUCUAAGGUGGGUUUUUGUUUUUGUUUUGUUUUGUCUUUUUCUUUUUUUUUUUUAAAUUUAGUAUCAGCAAAAUUACUUUGCCUCUCUUCUGGGACACAUUGAGAUUGUUCAUAAUAGUGGGGCUGCUGCUUUUCCAACUUAAGAUGUCUGACCUGGUGUUUUAAAAUAACAAGUAUAAACUUAUUUGUAGAGAAGCUGACAAAGAUGCAUGCCUGACUGAAAUAAAUGUGUAAUGAGUUCGGUGCCAGUGCAGGGAUCUGCAAAGGACUGACUUUGUUUCCUUAUUUCAACAAUUGGCUCUCCUGCUUUCAGUCCCUAAGAAUCCUCUUUGCAAACUAUGCCAGGUUCAAAAUAAAUGCUUAUUUUUAAAAAUGAAAUCUAUAUAUUGACUUUUUAUCAAUCAUCUAUUGUGCAAUCAAAAUUAGAGUUCUUGAGUUUAAAAACAACACCUAGGGCCUCCAGAUAACUAUGAAGACUUAUUUAGCUUGUGGGCCGUGUUUUCAUGCAGACAAACAAGGGUGGGUUUUCUAUUCUGUAGACGUUCAGGGUUCUGUUCUAACCCUUUCUGUACUGUGCGUGUGUAUACAAUAUGUUAAGUCCUUAGAGACUUUGAAGUUAAUACUUUUGUGCAACUGUAUUUUGAAUAAAGCCACCACAGUGUUAAACACAAGGACAGGCAGUACUGAUCAUGUGUUUCUGACUAUUUUGGUUUGUUUUUUCCUGACUGCUGUAACUUAAGUUUUUGAAACUGCAUUGCUUUGAAUAAAUUGAAGCAUUAUUAAUAAUGA
This is a messenger RNA of Arvicanthis niloticus (Nile rat), 3266 nucleotides long. It is a transcript of the gene Anp32e, whose product is annotated as acidic nuclear phosphoprotein 32 family member E. Gene Ontology annotation, molecular function: histone binding; phosphatase inhibitor activity. The record is from RefSeq and is a predicted model, not a curated record. Gene Ontology annotation, biological process: regulation of apoptotic process. NCBI's taxonomy places the organism in Eukaryota, Metazoa, Chordata, Mammalia, Rodentia, Muridae. Gene Ontology annotation, cellular component: nucleus.